AUGGGUUACUUUUUCAUGACACUCGCUUACCAGCUUGCAAGCAAUUUUCCUAGCAUCCAGGAGGAUAUGGAGGAGCUUUUUCUCCAACCUCUCUGGAUCCUUCAUCACAGAUUGUCACAGUGUCCACCUUCGGUGUUUGUUGUUGAUGCCCUUGAUGAAUGCAUAUCCCCCACCGAGCUUGCCGACCUCAUCUCCCUGCUUGGCCAAGCUCUUCGUGAACCUAAUCUGCCUGUCAUCCACAUUCUGCUCACGAGUUGCUUGGAAGAGCACAUCCAUAAAGCCAUGCAGAAUGAAGGCAUGCACUCACUGGUCUGCAAGAUACCAGCGAAUACUUCUGGGGCUAGCAUUGCUGUUACCAUCUCACUGGAUGAUGCAGAUGUUGACAAUGUCAUCUAUAUCUACUUGGAGCAUUCCUUCAGAAAGCUACAAAGCCACCAUCCCGAUUUCCCACAGCUGCCAAGGUGUCAACUUGCACGGCUGGCAAAAUGA
Suillus subaureus is the source of this 489-nucleotide messenger RNA. RefSeq lists its product as uncharacterized. The coding region runs from base 1 to 489 and encodes 162 amino acids. The record is from RefSeq and is a predicted model, not a curated record. NCBI's taxonomy places the organism in Eukaryota, Fungi, Basidiomycota, Agaricomycetes, Boletales, Suillaceae. The transcript is spliced from 2 exons.